Cotesia glomerata is the source of this 4880-nucleotide messenger RNA. RefSeq names its product glycogen debranching enzyme. The transcript has 4 exons. Gene Ontology annotation, biological process: glycogen biosynthetic process; glycogen catabolic process. The record is from RefSeq and is a predicted model, not a curated record. Gene Ontology annotation, molecular function: amylo-alpha-1,6-glucosidase activity; 4-alpha-glucanotransferase activity. Lineage: Eukaryota; Metazoa; Arthropoda; Insecta; Hymenoptera; Braconidae. The coding region runs from base 240 to 4880 and encodes 1546 amino acids.
UGAGUAAUUUGUUGCCCCCACUAAAUCAAUGUUGCCGUGUGUAUAUAUAGAGAUUAUUUAUUUGUAUGACCUUUGUAAUGAUUCCCAAAAAAUUUAGAGGUCAUCUGAUAGAAACUCUCUAAAUAUAACACAUCACAAUAACAAGAACAAGCUGAGAAAAAAUAAGAACUGUUUAUCAGUGUCAGCGAGUGUCCACUCGAGACGCAUGUGAGUAUAUUGUGGAGAAAUCAAUUGAUAAUAUGGCGUCUGAAAAUAAUGUUAAUGGAGCACAUAAACAUGGAGAACAUCUUAGAGUUUUGACACUUAAUAAAGGAGAACAUCAAGAUGGUGUAUUGUACAGAGUUAAAAAAGGCUGGUACGUAGAAUUCCAUCUUGGACCAUCGCUGUUCGGCAGGACCGUUGACAUAUUUACCAACCAUCCAAUAAGUGACAAAAAAUUCAAUAGACAUACUUACUAUCAACUAAGUUGGAGCAAUGAUGUUGCUGUUGUUCAAGCUACUAUUCCUGGAUCAUUUCAUUACUACAUAAUUGACGCCAAAGAAAAGAACGAAUUAAAACCUCUGGCUUCAGGAUACGUUCUGGUAGAACCCGAGUUACAAAUAGGAACCAACGAAAACUUACCUCUAGACUGUAUCCAAUGUCAAACCGUCUUAUCAAAGUGUCUUGGAGUAUUUUCAAGCUGGCGCGACAAGCUGGCAGUCUCAAAAAACUCUGGCUACAACAUGAUCCACUUCACGCCGAUCCAAGAGCUAGGAGGCUCAAAAUCCGCGUACAGUUUAAGCGACCAGUUAAAACUAAAUCCUUCUUUCCAUGACAAAGACAAACCGACGACUUUCGAAGACAUCGAAAAACUAACCACAGAACUAAGAACUCAAUUCAACGUAUUGUCCAUCUGCGACAUAGUGCUCAACCACACAGCCAACGAAAGUUCAUUUUUAGUAGCUCACCCAGACUGCACUUACAACUGUUCAAACUGUCCUCACUUGCGUCCGGCUUAUCUCCUAGACGCCGCGCUCUUCGAACUGACCGUCCAGGUCGCUGCAGGAGACUGGGAGCUCAAAGGGAUCCCCAGUAUUGUUGAAACCGAGGACCAUCUCAACGCAAUCCGUCACGCGUUGCACACCUACUUUCUACCAUUGGUAAAAAUUCACGAGCUGUUUACUUUGGAUGUAAAUCAAAUAGUAAACGAAUUUCUGAACCUAGCAAGAACUCAGAUCCCCCAGGACGGAGUUUCUUCAGAGAAAACCAUAAAAAUAAUCCAAGAUCCUCAGUACCGACGUCUGAAAGCUUCCAUAGACAUGCAAUCAGUUUUGCGAAUCUACAACAUUUACCCUCAAGAUUGCUUCGAUGAAGAAACCCGUCUUAAACGCUGCGCCGAGGAAUUCCGUAAAGACAUCCAGUCUCUUCACGACGCAAUUAUCAUCGAGGUACAGAACCACCUGAAUGCAGCAAUUGAGAACACAAUUGCUUCCAUUCGUUACUUCCGAGUCCAAGAAGACGGUCCAAGAUUAAAAGAAGUCAGUGCUAGGAACCCGCUGACUGCGCGCUACUUUACCGACUAUGGAACACCAGAAUCAUUGCUGGAACGAGAAACUACCAUGUACUCAGACAAAGGUUGUUACCUGAUGGCUCACAAUGGCUGGGUGAUGAACAGCGACCCACUAAAAAAUUUCGCUGAUAGUGAUUCUAAUGUUUAUUUGCGUCGAGAGUUGAUCGCUUGGGGAGACAGUGUUAAAUUGCGCUACGGAGACAAACCUGAAGACAGUCCUUUCCUCUGGAAGCACAUGACUGAGUACGUAGAGCAGACUGCCAGGAUUUUCGACGGAGUCAGGCUGGACAAUUGUCACUCUACGCCAAUUCCCGUAGCAGAGCACAUGCUUGACGCGGCGAGGCGCAUUCGUCCGGAUUUGUACGUAGUCGCAGAACUGUUUACCAAUUCAGAUCAAAAAGACAAUAUUUUUGUGAAUCGAUUGGGAAUAACUUCUUUGAUCCGAGAAGCUAUGUCUGCUUGGGACUGCCAUGAAGAAGGAAGACUGAUUUAUCGGUACGGUGGGGAACCCGUUGGAGCGUUCUUCCAAGCGAAACAACGCCCUCUGGUACCUGGCAUUGCUCAUGCGCUGUUUAUGGACCAGACUCAUGAUAAUCCGAGUCCUGUUGAAAAGAGAAGUGUUUUUGAUUUGCUCCCUUCUGCUGCGUUGGUCAGCAUGGCUUGCUGUGCUAGUGGAAGCAAUCGGGGUUAUGAUGAGCUUGUUCCUCAUCAUAUUCAUGUUGUUGAUGAAAAUAGAGAGUACACUCCUUGGGGAGAAGGUAAAUUUGUUAAUAGUAAAAAAGGGAUGAUUGCUGCUAAGAAAGCGUUUAAUGAUCUUCAUUAUGAGCUGGGAAAUGAAGGAUUUUCUCAGGUGUUUGUUGACCAAAUGGACCCUGAUAUUGUGGCAGUUACUAGACACUCGCCCAAGACUCAUGAAACUGUUGUACUAGUGGCGUUUUCGGCUUUCCAUCAUCCGGACUCUAAUGCUACUGAUUUGAGAAGACACGUCAGACCGCUGAGAGUUGAAGGAGUUGUUAAAGAAAUAAUAUUUGAAGCGAGAUUAAUUUACCAAUGUGAAGGAAAAAACACACCUUUUAAAUAUCCUGAUGGACAUAUCAAGGAUAGUGAGUUCAUAAAUGGCUUGGAGAAUUAUGUAGUUGAUAUUAGAGAGCAUAUUCAAAUUUCAGAGUCUAAGAUUGUCGAGAAAGCGGAGUCGGGUGAUUUAAAAAUAACCCAGCUUAAUUUUGUUAACUUCCAGCCGGGAUCAGUGAUAGCGAUUCGAGUGCCGCUGCAGGAUAACAUCAAGCCAGCUUUGAUGAAGCUGAAUGAAAUAGUCCAUUCGAUUGCUUCAAUGAAAGAAUUGAAAUCGAUUGUAGGGCGAAUGAACCUGGCGGAGAUGAACAAGGUUUUGUAUUGUUGUGAUCAAGAAGAGCGCGAAGAAACCGCGGAUCACUUUGGAGUUUACAAUAUUCCUUCCUAUGGGCCGCUUGUUUACGCGGGUUUGCAGGGUGUAGUGUCGCUUUUAGCAGAAGUAAGGCCUAGUAAUGACCUGGGUCAUCCAUUGUGUGUGAAUUUGAGAGAAGGUAACUGGCUGAUUGAUUACAUUUGGCAAAGAUUGAAGAAUUACGAAGGAACUGAAGAACUUAGCAAGUGGUUUGAGCAAGCUGCUGAGCCGUUUAAGUCUAUUCCUAGGUACUUGGUGCCAAGUUACUUUGAUGUGUUGAUUGUAAAUGUCUACAUGAUACUUCUAGACCGCUGUUAUGAGUUAAUGUCGCCGUUUGUGCAAGAAGGGACUACUUUUGUAAAAUUACUGUCGCUGAUUUCAGUGCAAGUUAGCGGAGUAGUAAAAUCUGCACAAUUACCAGAACUGUCACCAAAUUUGGCACCACCAAAGCCAAAAGUUACUAGUGAAAACAAGGAGCAGAUGUGUACGACAAUAUCCGCUGGAUUGCCUCAUUUCGCGGUUGGAUAUAUGAGAAAUUGGGGAAGAGAUACUUUUAUUGCAUUGAGGGGAAUUUUAUUGCUAACUGGAAGACACGAAGAGGCAAGAUUUAUAAUUUUGGGUUUCGCUGGAACGUUGAGACACGGUUUGAUCCCUAAUUUACUGGAUCGAGGAGUAAAUGCGAGAUUUAACUGUCGCGAUGCUGUUUGGUGGUGGCUGUACACUAUCAAGUGUUAUGUUGAAGAAGUUCCAGAAGGAAUUAAGAUUCUGUCGGAUAAAGUAGCGAGAUUGUUUCCGACUGAUGAUUCUCCAGCGUUGCCUGCAGGCAAAGUUGAUCAACCGCUGUGUGAUGUUAUUCAAGAAGCUCUGACAGUUCAUUUUCAAGGUCUGUGUUUCCGCGAAAGAAACGCGGGCAAACAGAUCGACGAACACAUGACAGACCGCGGAUUUAAUAAUCAAAUUGGCGUUCAUCCAGAAACAGGGUUUGUUUUUGGAGGAAACGACGCUAAUUGUGGAACUUGGAUGGACAAAAUGGGUUCUUCUGAAAAAGCUGGGAACAAAGGUAAACCAGCGACACCUCGCGACGGUUCCGCUGUGGAAAUAGUGGGGUUAAGCAAAGCCGCGCUUUCAUUUCUAGCGGAACUGUACAAAAAAAAUUUAUUCCCGUACGGUAGUGUCCAGCGAAGAAAUCGUGAUGGUACUUCAACCACUUGGAGCUAUCAGCAGUGGGCUGAUCGCAUUGUUGAUAACUUUGAAAAGUACUUUUACGUAAACGAAACUCCGACUGAAGGUGAAAUGAACCCAGAGCUGAUUCACAGGCGUGGAAUUUACAAAGACAGUCACGGAGCGACUCAGCCUUGGGCUAACUACCAAUUACGGCCUAAUUUCCCGAUCGCGAUGGUCGCUGCUCCGGAAUUAUUCAACCCGAAGCACGCAUGGGCUGCGCUGAAGUCUGUGGAGACAAUUCUUCUAGGUCCUCUGGGAAUGAAGACUCUAGAUCCUGCUGACUGGGCCUACGACGGGAAUUAUGACAACUCUAAUGACUCUACUGAUACUAAAUUAGCCCAAGGUUGGAACUAUCAUCAAGGGCCUGAGUGGCUUUGGCCUGUAGGCUACUUCUUGCGUGCAAGAUUACACUUUGCGGCUCUUGUUGGAGGUGACGAAGAAUUAGAACGGACUGUACACUCUACUGAAGCUAUCAUUUCGAGACAUUUUACUGAAGCUUCUACUAAUCACUGGCGGGGACUUCCCGAGUUGACUAACAAAGACGGAGCCUAUUGUCGCGAUAGUUGUCGCAGCCAAGCUUGGAGCGCUUCCGCGAUUCUUGAAGUCUUGGAAGAAGUUAACAAACUUAAAUCACGUCUCAGUCAGUCUGAAGCUAAAUUGAAGACUCAAAAUAAAUUAAACUGA